This is a messenger RNA of Nylanderia fulva, 422 nucleotides long. NCBI's taxonomy places the organism in Eukaryota, Metazoa, Arthropoda, Insecta, Hymenoptera, Formicidae. The record is from RefSeq and is a predicted model, not a curated record.
ACAAACAACUACACAUUGUUGAACUAGUAGGUUCAAUCGAUAACGAUUUCUGUGGCACAGACAUGACGAUUGAUACCGAUUCCGCGUUGCAUCGUAUCAUUGAAAGUAUAGACGCUAUAGUUAGCACGGCUUACUCUCAUCAGAGAACGUUUAUAAUGGAAGUUAUGGGUCGUCAUUGUGGGUAUCUGGCUAUCGUGGGCGCUUUAGCUGCGGAGGCUGACUAUGUUUUCUUCCCAGAAUGUCCGCCUCCCGUCGAUUGGCCUGAAAAAUUAUGUAGAAAAUUGGAGCAGGCACGUCUAAUAGAUUUUUCGAAAUUCUAUAUAGAUUGCGUUGCUAAUUUUUUCACUAACUCGGCCCAACAUAAAAAGAUUUUUUUAUUUCUGUACAUGUCAGUUUUUGGGCUGCUAAGUGUUUCGAAUUAA